CGAUAUUUAUUUUCGUUUAUUAAUUAAUGGUGAAAAUGAAUAAGGGACAAAUGUGUCUGUGAAAAUUCCGCUGCACUAAGUUCAUACAUAAAAGUAAAAAAUCAUGAGGAAUUUUUUGAUUAGACUGGGAAAUUUAACCAUCCAACGUAACAGCCUUAGAUCUAAGCAAUCAUUUUAUCGCUGUAAUGAAUUAGUAUCACAAUCUAAGCCCUUAAAAAAAAUAUGUGAUCGCAAUUUCUGCACUAAAAUUGCCGGGAAAUCGACGGAAAAGGAAAAGGCCCAUUGUAACGUAGGCACGAUAGGCCAUGUAGAUCAUGGUAAGACAACACUCACUGCUGCGAUAACGCGAGUUUUGUCACGCAAAGGUUUGGCGGAAUAUGUAGCGUAUGAUCAAAUAGAUCGAGCACCCGAAGAAAAGGCCAGAGGUAUUACCAUUAAUGCCUGUCACAUUGGUUAUGCCACACAGCAACGUACUUACGCCCAUACCGACUGUCCUGGACAUGCUGAUUAUAUAAAAAAUAUGAUAUCCGGUGCCUCACAAAUGGAUGGCGCUAUUUUGGUUGUGGCCGCUACUGAUGGGCAAAUGCCUCAAACACGUGAGCAUUUGCUGUUGGCAAAGCAAGUCGGUGUAGAACGUGUCAUAGUGUUUGUUAAUAAAGCCGACUUAGUUGAUCAGGAAGUUUUGGAAUUGGUUGAAAUCGAGAUGCGUGAAAUGCUAGGCGAUUUCGGUUUUGAUGGCGUUAGUAGCCCAGUGAUAUACGGGUCUGCGCUGUUGGCUUUGCAAGAUAACCCUUCACCUUUCGGGGUACCGGCUGUAGAAAAAUUGCUAAAUUACAUUGAUAGCUAUAUUCCUACACCGCAACGCGACAUCCAUGCUCCUUUUGUAUUACCAAUCGAUAACGCUUUUACUUUGCCCGGAAGAGGUACUGUGGUCGUUGGAACAAUUAAACGCGGGACACUCAUGAAAAAUGCUGAAUGCGAUCUCCUAGGCUUUAAUCAAAACAUUAAAACAACAAUUGGUGAUAUACAAAUAUUUCGAAACAGUGUACCAAAGGCCGUCGCUGGUGAAAAUGUAGGUGUGUUACUACGUAGCGUGAAAAUAUCAAAUGUGGAACGUGGCAUGUUGUUAUGUGCCGCGGGCUCGGAAGACAUAUCUAAUCAUUUUUUGGCUUCUAUGUAUUUGUUAUCGCGGGCCGAAGGCGGCCGUCACAAACCUAUGGUCUCCAAAUAUGUACAACAGCUGUUCAGUGUUACGUGGAAUUUACCGGCACGUAUUGAUAUGAUACCCUUUGAUGGGAUGUUAAUGCCAGGUGAACACGCGACCAUAAAGUUGACUUUAUUACGUCAAAUGGUGAUGACGAAAGGACAGGCUUUCACGAUACGGGAAAAUGGUGCAACCGUAGCUACUGGCAUGAUCUUGGAGCGUAAACCUUCCGUGGAAGUGCCUAAAAAUAAACUUUCUAAAGCCGCUGUAACCACUGAAUGAAUGAAAAUAAACUUUUUGUUGAAUAAAAU
Molecule: messenger RNA, 1515 nt
Organism: Glossina fuscipes
Lineage: Eukaryota; Metazoa; Arthropoda; Insecta; Diptera; Glossinidae
Gene: mEFTu2
Product: elongation factor Tu
Exons: 5
Coding region: 104-1486 (460 amino acids)
Biological process (GO): mitochondrial translational elongation
Cellular component (GO): mitochondrion
Molecular function (GO): GTPase activity; GTP binding; translation elongation factor activity
Source: RefSeq, a predicted model, not a curated record